AUGUUUGAAGAGGACAUCUCAGCGGACACAACGACCCCCGCGUCGGGCAGUGCACACAAGAACAACAAACCCAGACAACAGCCUGAAGAUGAGCCUGAAGUCCUGUCAGAAGGGUCGCCCGGUCGACUCCGCACAGAGACCUCCCUGCAUCCCCGGACCGAGCCACGCAGAUCCAGGGGCCCAUAUAGGGCCGACCCAGGGGCCAAACCAGGGGCCAAACCAGGGGCCAACCCAGGGGCCACCCAGGGGCCAAACCAGGGGCCACCCAGGGGCCAAACCAGGGCCACCCAGGGGCCAAACCAGGGGGCAAACCAGGGGCCAAACCAGGGCCACCCAGGGGCCAAACCAGGGCCACCCAGGGGCCAAACCAGGGCCACCCAGGGGCCAAAACAGGGCCACCCAGGGGCCAAACCAGGGCCCAAACCAGGGCCAAACCAGGGGCCAAACCAGGGGCAAAACCAGGGCCACCCAGGGGCCAAACCAGGGGCCAAACCAGGGCCACCCAGGGGCCAAACCAGGGGCCAAACCAGGGCCACCCAGGGGCCAAACCAGGGCCAAACCAGGGCCACCCAGGGGCCAACCCAGGGGCCAACCCAGGGGCCAACCCAGGGGCCAAACCAGGGGCCAAACCAGGGGCCCAAACCAGGGCCAUCCAGGGGCCAAACCAGGGCCACCCAGGGGCCAAACCAGGGCCACCCAGGGGCCAACCCAGGGGCCAACCCAGGGGCCAAACCAGGGGCCAACCCAGGGGCCAAACCAGGGCCAUCCGGGGGCCAAACCAGGGGCCAAACCAGGGGCCAAACCAGGGCCAUCCAGGGGCCAAACCAGGGGCCACCCAGGGGCCAAACCAGGGGGCAAACCAGGGGCCACCCAGGGGCCAAACCAGGGGGCAAACCAGGGGCCAAAUCAGGGCCACCCAGGGGCCAAACCAGGGCCACCCAGGGGCCAAACCAGGGCCACCCAGGGGCCAAACCAGGGGCCACCCAGGGGCCAAAUCAGGGGCCAACCCAGGGGCCACCCAGGGGCCACCCAGGGGCCAAACCAGGGGCCACCCAGGGGCCAAACCAGGGGCCAAACCAGGGCCACCCAGGGGCCAAACCAGGGGCCAAACCAGGGCCACCCAGGGGCCAAACCAGGGCCACCCAGGGGCCAAACCAGGGCCCAAACCAGGGGCCAAACCAGGGGCCAAACCAGGGCCACCCAGGGGCAAAACCAGGGGCCAAACCAGGGCCACCCAGGGGCAAAACCAGGGGCCAAACCAGGGCCACCUAG
Messenger RNA from Gadus macrocephalus (Pacific cod), 1272 nucleotides. Its product is annotated as proline-rich protein 2-like. The coding region runs from base 1 to 1272 and encodes 423 amino acids. NCBI's taxonomy places the organism in Eukaryota, Metazoa, Chordata, Actinopteri, Gadiformes, Gadidae. The record is from RefSeq and is a predicted model, not a curated record. The transcript has 2 exons.